GAGGAGAGUGUCGGUGAGCGUAAGACCUCCUCUCGGAAUAUCUCUUUGCGUUUUACACCCAUUUAUUCUGUACUUUGUGCCGCUACUUCACAGUUUGUGUGGUGCGAUGAGAAGACAGCUGUCGCACACUAGCUUUCCAAAGAAGCGUCACGGGACGCGUCUCAAAUAAUCCACUUGGACUGAAGCGCACUGCGAGGUGGCGCACCCUGCUCGCUGCCUCCGUGAACUUCCUCUGUUGCGUUUGACGAUAUUUUGAACACUGCAUCUCACCUCAUUCAGCUAUCAACAAACUAUUUUUUUUAACAUCCCGAAUCGUUCCAGAAAAUCAUGGAAACUAACCCUAUACCCAUUUUGACUAUCCAAACUACCCCAUUCGAUGACCAGAGACCAGGGACGAAUGGGCUGCGAAAGAAGACAGCGGUUUUCGAAAGUAAAAAGAACUAUCUGCAAAAUUAUAUCCAAAGUUUGCUGUCCUCCAUCGACUUGAGGGACCGUCAGGGAUGCACUAUGGUGGUGGGCAGCGAUGGAAGAUACUUCAGCCGGGCUGCAACUGAAGUCAUCGUUCAAAUGGCAGCUGCCAACGGGAUUGGCCGUCUGGUAAUUGGACACAACGGGAUCCUUUCCACCCCAGCGGUCUCCUGCAUCAUCAGGAAGAUAAAAGCCAUUGGUGGAAUCAUCCUCACUGCAAGCCACAGUCCAGGAGGCCCAGGAGGAGACUUUGGGAUCAAAUUUAAUGUCGCUAAUGGAGUCCAGAUGAAAGAUGAAAAGGGGGUUGCUAAGGCUAUGAAGGUGGCACUUUAUGAAACUCCCACAGGCUGGAGAUUCUUUAGCAACCUGAUGGAUUCUGGGAGGUGUUCUUUCUGUGGAGAGGAGAGCUUUGGAACAGGUUCAGACCACAUCCGAGACAAAGACGGCCUGUGGUCAGUUCUGGUAUGGUUGUCCAUCCUGGCAGUGCGUAAGCAGGGGGUGGAAGAAAUAGUGAGAGAUCACUGGGCCAAAAUGGGACGCAACUACUUCUGCAGGUUUGACUAUGAAGGGGUGGACAGCAGGGCAGCGUAUUACCUCAUGAGAGAUCUGGAAGCUGUUAUCAUUGAUAAAGCGUUUACCACUCAGAAGUUUUCUGUGGGCAAUAACAUCUACAGUGUGGAGAAGGCUGAUAAUUUUGAGUACAUUGACCCAGUGGACGGCAGUGUGUCCAGGAAACAGGGCCUAAGGAUCAUCUUCACAGACUCGUCCCGAAUCAUCUUCCGGCUCAGUGGUUCUGGUGCUGGAACCGGGGCCACUGUUCGCAUCUACGCCGAGAGCUACGAGAGAGACCCAGAGAGACACAACAGAGAGACUCAGGUUGUGCUGGGUCCUCUCAUUGCCAUUGCUCUGAAAAUCUCCAACAUCCACGAAAGAACUGGACACAGAGGCCCCAAUGUGAUCACCUGAGACCAAUCCAGCACUGCACAUCAGGGGCCAAAAUCACUUUCCUCACUCAUCUGAUCCUUU
Molecule: messenger RNA, 1494 nt
Organism: Sinocyclocheilus grahami
Lineage: Eukaryota; Metazoa; Chordata; Actinopteri; Cypriniformes; Cyprinidae
Product: phosphoglucomutase-like protein 5
Exons: 8
Coding region: 328-1434 (368 amino acids)
Biological process (GO): myofibril assembly; carbohydrate metabolic process; striated muscle tissue development
Cellular component (GO): adherens junction; cell-substrate junction; cytosol
Molecular function (GO): phosphoglucomutase activity
Source: RefSeq, a predicted model, not a curated record